AUGGGUGACACUGAGUUGUGCAACAAGGGUCAUUACAACCGCCAGCCUCCUGGCCUGGCCUGGCCUGGUCCUAUCUGGCCCGGCAAUGGUCAGUCACCUCUAGCGCUGUGGGCAUUAUGGUCACGCUGGCAGAUGGCUCCAGACUCCUCUCUCCGUCUCGCCUCGCCUCAACGGUCAACCCAGAUUUCAAGGUUAUACCAUAGUAGCCAGGCACUGGUUUCUACUAUAGAGGUAGUGGACCGGGAAUGUUGUAUGCUUCAAGUCAGUCAAUCUUUGACGCCUGGUCUCUUGGCUCAUGACCAGUACAGUCGUCUUGUGUUUGAUGUUUGGUUUCGGAAAACACUACACUUCUACCGACAUUACAGGGAACGGCUCAGCAUUCUGUAA
Molecule: messenger RNA, 387 nt
Organism: Fusarium pseudograminearum CS3096
Lineage: Eukaryota; Fungi; Ascomycota; Sordariomycetes; Hypocreales; Nectriaceae
Exons: 6
Coding region: 1-387 (128 amino acids)
Source: RefSeq, a predicted model, not a curated record